AUGUUAAAAUAAAUCAAAGAAAAGCCACUUUCAUUACUAAUAGUAGAAUUGUAAUAGAAAUAUUAAGAAGACAAUGACCAAUCUAGUUUAUUCUAGAAAAUUUAUCAAUAGUAAGUGGAAUAAGAAAGUUCUACAGAAUCAUCUAAUAUUAUUCCUGCUCUCUUUUCUGGUUCUACAGGUUCUGUAUCUUGUCAAUCCUCUGAAGGUAUAUCGUUUUAUGUAUAAAAGGCGUGGGGAAAAAAAUAAAGAAAACGAAGAAGAAUCAAAAUCUUAAUAAAGCAAAUUUGGAUGAAAAAAAACUUAUAAGAGAUACAACAGAUAAAAAAACUUUAUAAAUGAUUAGAAAUAGAAUUUCUGCAUAAAAUUCUAGAGAUAGAAAGAAAGCUUAUCUUUAAAAAUUAGAAGAUGAUUUUAAUAAAUAGUCGAAUUACAUUCAAGAAUUAACAGAAUAAAUUAGUUGUUUACAAUAACAUUUAGAAGAAACAUAGAAACUUAAUAAUAUAUUAUAAUCCUAAUAAUCUAAUCUAACUUGUAUUAAUUGUGGAAGUAAAUAAUUUGUUUUUGAAGAAGAAGCUCCUAUUUCUGUUUCUAAAAAUAGAGGUUUAGGUAAAUUAGGAUAUUCAUUUAUGGUUAUUUUGACUAUUUUUGCUUGUUUCUAUCUUAAAUUCGAUACUUAAUCUCAAAAUUUGAGUGCCUCUUUAUAAAAUAAAUAAGAUAAAGUAUUUAUUAGAUAAUUAAAUGACACAGAUAAAUAAUAUGAAAUUUUAGAGUAAAUUUAAAUUGGUAGAAUUAAAGGAAUGACAGAUAUAAUGGAAUAUAAUUCAGAAUAUAAUCAUAAAUUUUAUGAUACUACUUAUAGAGCUAUCUUAAAUAGUAAAGAAAGUUUUGUUAAUGAAAUGAUUAAUUAUAAUAAAGAAAAGGCAAAGUAAAAUAAUGGUAAGGCAUUAGCCCCACUUAAUUAUCAUAAACGAUAAGUAGACUCAUUUUAUUGUCCAACUGUUUAUAAAUAUGAUAAUCAAACUUAGGAGUAAUAUUAUACAAUAAUUUAGUAAAAUAUAGGUCAAAUAUUAGGAUGAAUAAUGGAUUCAUUUAGUUAUUCCUAUAAAUAAUGUCAAUAUCUUUUAUCAAAAUCGCGAUAAAUCAAUUAUAUUAAAAGAAACUUACACAGAUACAGGCAGCGAUAUCAGAGAAAAAUAUUAAGAAAUAUGGUGUUAGAUAAAAAGUAUAAAUGACUUUUAUAUUUGA
Molecule: messenger RNA, 1245 nt
Organism: Paramecium sonneborni
Lineage: Eukaryota; Ciliophora; Oligohymenophorea; Peniculida; Parameciidae
Source: the annotation of a GenBank genome assembly